Molecule: messenger RNA, 4077 nt
Organism: Mycosarcoma maydis (corn smut)
Lineage: Eukaryota; Fungi; Basidiomycota; Ustilaginomycetes; Ustilaginales
Exons: 1
Coding region: 1-4077 (1358 amino acids)
Biological process (GO): cellular response to starvation; vesicle-mediated transport; endosomal vesicle fusion
Cellular component (GO): late endosome; HOPS complex
Molecular function (GO): protein binding
Source: RefSeq, a predicted model, not a curated record
AUGACUUCGCCUGAAGAGACUGUCAAGCUUGCCGAUGAGAUCCGUCAGAGGCAGGCAGUGGAUUUGCACUUUCCGACCUUCUCAACGCGGGGCUUCGGUCGCCGAGAUAGACCCGCUUUACGGCCAACGCCUCUACAGAACGAUGAUACCAUGACAAGUAGCAAUGACAUCGCAGCGGUGCGCAAUGCUGAUGAUGACGACAGUCAUACACCGCAUGAGGACGCAGCUAGUGCAGACGACCGGGAACAACCGGUGAUCCUACCUGACGAUGACGAUGAAGAAGCCGGCAACCUCGAGAUGGACUAUGUGCCAUCAGAACCCGCCCAAGAUGACAGCAACAACGAUCACGAAACUGCCGAAGAGCCGUCGAAAGAUCCAGACCAAGGUCUUUCACUGGCAGCAGAGAUUUUGGCAGCAGCUGCAUCCCCGGGGCCUACUUCGCCAAGACGACGAACUCAUAAACGCCGGCCUGAUGCCUUAAAAAGGACAGAAAGCACGUCCUCGGCAGGCAAAGCGAGUAUCAGCUCACUGGACUCACUACUUACUUCUCCCGUGCCAAGACGUAAAAGGCCUUCCUUAUCUAAAGGAGAAUCGAGCAGGGAUUCUCAAGCUGAGGCGGCGAGCAAGAAGAGGAUGACCGUGCUGCUGGAAGGCGAGAUGCCAGAAAGCGAACAAGGCCUCGCCCCAGAUGUCAAAUACGAAGACCUGGAAGAAGACCUUGGCAUCGACUCGAGGCCGAAGCUUUCUUCGACGCAUCCAGAGGACGCCAAUAAAACCACAGAAACCCUUCCACAGCAGCAGCAUUCAUCAGAAAUCCUCGCUCAGCACAGAGUCGGCGAUGACUUGAAUCAGGAUGACGAAGCAGUAGAGUCGCAAUCACAUGAAAGCGAUGACAAGGACGAUCUGGGAAGCUCCGAGGACGAGGACAAAGACGAAGACGAAGACGAAGACGAAGAUGAAGACGAAGACGAAGACGAAGAUGAAGACGAAGACGAAGACGUGGAACCGUCCCUCAAGUAUUCGCGUGUCAAAGGAGGCGUCAGUGACGUGCUCAAAAGAGACACUGCCUCCGCGUUUGCCCUUUCGUCUCGUUUCAUGGCUCUCGGUACCCACGCAGGUAUGAUCUACAUUCUCGACAUCGACGGCAAUCUUGUCAAAGGGUUUCGCCUCCACACUGCCUCGAUCCUCGACCUCGUCAUCGACAAUACCUCCGAUUUUGUUGCCGCUGCGUCAAUGGAUGGUCUCGUGUCCAUCUCUGCCCUUGCCACUGCUGAACAGUACGUUUUCGACUUUAAGCGACCUAUGAGGUGCAUCUCGCUCGAACCCAACUUUGGACGCAAAUCAUCCCGCGCGUUUGUUUGUGGCGGCAUGGCAGGAUCGCUAACGCAGCGGGAAAAGAGUUGGUUCGGCCACAAGGAGACGGUACUUGACUCGGGCGAGGGUCCGAUCUGGACGACACGAUGGAGGGGCAAUCUAAUCGCCUGGGCGAGUGACAAGGGUGUACGAGUCUACGACACUGAUGCUAAGCAGAGGAUCAGCUUCAUCAGUUCGCCCAGUAAACAUGUACGUGGAGAUCUGCAUCGAUGCACACUCUACUGGCAGGAUGAUCGCACUCUUCUGAUCGCAUGGGCCGAUCACAUCAAGGUAGCUAAGGUCAAGCAGAAGCAGUCCUCAGGCGCAAUAGCAUCUUCAGGUUCCAGCACUGCGUCCAACUCGACGCAGAACGCAGCAUCCGCGCUCGUCAGGGUUGGCGUUCCGGGAGCUAGUACAACGCAUCCGCAGUACUAUAUCGAGAUUACAGCCAUUUUUCAGCUGGACUGCAUGAUAUCGGGCAUCGCGCCGUACGGACUCGACUAUCUGGUACUCGCGUACGUCACUGAAGAUCCGGAAGACUCGGAUGAUGAUGAUGAUGACGAGAAUCAAGGGGAUCGCUCGGACCUUCGAACAUUCAAACGCCGUGAGGCUUUGCGUCCAGAGCUGAGAAUCAUCAGUCGUGCUGGCGAGGAGUUGAGCUCGGACGUUCUCAGCCUCACCGAUUAUUCACGCUUCCAGUGCAAUGACUACUUGCUAAUCCCCUCUAUUGAGGCGCAUGCGUACUCGGCGGCGCUGCUCGCGGGACGCAAAGUCAGACAGGAAUCCACGGAAGCGUCCCAGUUCUAUGUCGUCAGCCCGAAGGACAUUGUCAUUUCCAAGCCGCGCGACGAGAAGGACCACGUCGAGUGGCUGCUCGAGCGACAGCGCUUCCAGGAAGCGCUGAUCAAGAUCGAAGCCAUGGGCCGUACAGUAGCAAUGCAGAACGGGUUUGAUGCGGAAGAGAUCGGCAAGAAAUACCUCAACUGGCUUGUAGAGGAAGAUCGAUAUUCAGAAGCGGCGAGGGUUGCCAGCAAGAUUCUUGGUCGCAACGUCACAGCAUGGGAAGACUGGAUCUUUCUCUUUGUGGAAAAAGGCAAGCUUGGGUUGGCUAUUCCGUUCAUUCCGACAUCAGACCCAACGCUGAGCGAGGUGGUCUAUGAUAUGAUUCUCGCCCACUUUCUGCAACACGAUCUGGACAAGCUUCUGGAGACGAUCAAAGAAUGGCCGAGCGAGAUCUAUUCGACUCCCGCGGUUGUGCUUGCGAUCGAAGACCGACUCAAGUCUGGCGAGGGUCGGAAAUCAGUGGGCAGGGAGAAGCUGCUGAUGGAGUGUCUGGCCGAGAUCUACAUCCGCAAUCGACAACCAGGCAAGGCGCUACAGUACUACCUACGACUACGCCGAGCCAAUGUGUUUGAUCUCAUCCGCGAGAACAACUUGUUCACCGCAGUGCAAGACCAGGCAUUGCUGCUGAUCGAAUUCGAAGAGGAUCUCAAGACUCGACGAACGCAUCAAGUCUCCAAGCACGGUGCGGCAAUCGACCUACUCGUCGACCACACCUAUUCGAUCCCCAUCGGCCGCGUUAUCGCACAACUGGACUCCCAUCCACGCUUCCUGUACAUGUACCUCGAUGCGCUCUUCGACCGAGACCCGCAACAAGUGACGCCCUUCUGCGAUGUUCAGGUCAAGCUGUAUGCCGAGUACGAAGCUGGUCGACUGAUGCCGUACCUUCGUGCCAUGUCGUCGUUCUACAGCUUUGAAACGGCUUAUGCCAUCUGUGAGGAGCACGACUACGUUCCCGAAAUGGUCUUCCUACUUGGAAGGGUAGGCGACAACAAGCGCGCACUCUCACUCAUCAUCGAGCGACUGGGCGAUGUGGAACGAGCGAUCGACUUCGCCAAGGAGCAGAACGACGAUGAUCUGUGGGAAGAUCUGCUGGGCUAUUCCGAAUCUCGACCUGUCUUCAUCCGAGGCCUGCUUGAAAAUGUUGGUGCCGAGAUUGACCCGAUCCGACUGAUCAGGCGCAUCAAGAACGGGUUGGAGAUCCCUGGGCUAAAAGCGGCGCUGAUCAAGAUCCUGUCGGAUUUCACGCUGCAGAUCAGCUUGUUGGAAGGGUGCGAGGCGAUCCUCAGCCACGAUACAAAGGUGUUGUCCGACGAGUUGCAGAGGUCGCAGUUGUACGCGAGCUACGUGGACAAUGAUUCGGUUUGCAAUGUGUGCGAUGCAAGCCUGUUUGCCGCCAAGGGCAAGGUGGGUGCAGGAAAACGUGUGGAUACAUAUACCGCGGCCAGACAGCCAAGGGUGGUGGUAUAUUUAUGUGGGCACGUUCAUCACUUGACGUGUCUUCUGCCACCUGCGAAUGUGCCUGCGGUGAAACCGAAUGAUACGCUGUCGACGGAACUCAAGUGCACUGCAACUCAGGCGUUUGCAAGCACCCCGAGCAUCAGGCAGCGUUGGAAGCGCGUACAACACUCGUAUGCUGACUUGGAGCAACAAGAGGCAUUGGAUCCAGGUCCAAAGCCACUCGGUGCGACAAAUCAGAUCUCACAAGCCUCGCUGGAGCUGUCCACCUACGGACCGCUCCAGCGUGCCCAAGAUGCCGUAUCAAUCUUCCAAGCGCGGCUGAGAUACGAAGCGAGACUUCGGUCGACGCUGGUCGGUAAAAAAGGCUGUCCUACCUGUCGCAGGGACGGACUGAGUAUGCAGCAGGGUGGUAUGUCGACAUGA